This is a messenger RNA of Elaeis guineensis (African oil palm), 2511 nucleotides long. RefSeq names its product pentatricopeptide repeat-containing protein At5g66520. Gene Ontology annotation, biological process: RNA modification. The record is from RefSeq and is a predicted model, not a curated record. Gene Ontology annotation, molecular function: protein binding; RNA binding. NCBI's taxonomy places the organism in Eukaryota, Viridiplantae, Streptophyta, Magnoliopsida, Arecales, Arecaceae.
GUGAUCCCCUGAAUGGCCCGAGCAAACCUCUCCAACGACUGAUGUUCCCCGCCGCGCGCAUCAGCAAGUACUUGAAAUCCGACAAGCGAACCCUCUCCCUCCUCCACCACCCCCACCUCUCCAUGCGCGGGGCCGAGCAAAUCCACGCCCACCUCCUCGUCUCCGGCGCAAUCGCCGACCCCUAUGCCGCCGGCAAGCUCGUCGCCUUCUUAGCGCUCUCCACCCGCGGCGACCUCGCCAACGCCGCCCUCCUCUUCCACCGCCUCCCCUACCGCUCCGCCUUCCUCUGGAACACCAUGAUCCGAGCCCACGUCGAUCGGAACCAACCACUCGAAGCUCUCUCCCUCUAUGGGCAGAUGCUCUCCUCUGACUUCGCGCCCAACAACUACACCUUCUCCUUCCUCCUCCGCGCCUGUCUUGACCUCUCCUCGCUCUCCGACGGGCAGAAGUUUCACGCCCAGAUCGUAAAACUCGGGUGGGAGCCGUAUGACUUCGUGCAGAAUGGCUUGAUCCACAUGUACUCUUCCUGCGGCUGUAUCGAUUCCGCUUGCAGGUUGUUCGAUGGGAGCUUGAAUCGAGAUGUGAUCUCGUGGACGGCGAUGGUCAAUGGUUAUGCGAAAUCUGGACAGAUCGAUGUUGCUCGUGAACUGUUUGAUCGGAUGCCGGAAAGAAAUGUGGUUUCCUGGAGUGCCAUGAUCACUAGUUAUGCGCAAAUUGGAAGGUUUCAAGAGGCAUUGGAUUUUUUUAACGAGAUGCAGCUGGCGGGGGUUCGGCCUAAUCAUGCGGGGAUUGUCGGUGCUCUGUCCGCAUGUGGCUCUCUUGGGGCAUUGGACCAGGGGAGGUGGAUUCAUGCCUUCGUGGAGAGGAAUGCGAUGGAACUAGAUAGGGUUCUGGGAACCGCAUUGACAGAUAUGUAUGCCAAGUGCGGGAGCAUAGAGACCGCUUUGCAAGUGUUCGAUGCGAUGUCCGAGAGAGAUGUGUUCGCUUAUACUUCCAUGAUCUCGGGACUGUCGAAUCACGGGCACAGCGAGAAGGCGAUUGAUUUGUUCUUGAAGAUGAGAGAGGAAGGGGUGAAGCCAAAUGAGGUCACUUUUAUUUGCGUCCUCAGCGCCUGUAGUCGAAUGGGUCUGGUGGAUCAAGGAAGGGAGAUCUUUGCAAGCAUGGAUGUGGUCUAUGGGAUCAAACCGGGAGUCGAGCAUUAUGGCUGCUUGGUGGACCUUUUGGGGCGGGCAGGGUUGCUUGAGGAGGCCAAGAGGGUAGUGAGGGAGAUGCCAAUGGAGCCCGACUCUUAUGUUUUAGGAGCCUUGUUAAAUGCUUAUAGAGAGCAUGGGGAGGUGGAAUUGGGCAAGGAAGCUGUGGAGAGUUUAAUAGAGUUGGGGCUCGAUCAUAGCGGAGUGCAUGUUUUGCUUUCAAACAUGUAUGCCUCGGCUUAUAGGUGGGAGGAUGUCUUGAAAGUGAGGAAGGGGAUGGAGGAGAAGAAGGUGAAGAAGGUGCCUGGUUGUAGCAUGAUUGAGGUGGAUGGUGUGGCUUGUGAGUUUGUCUCUGGAGAUCGGUCUCACUCCCAAAUGGAUGAGAUCGUGUCUACGGUGAAGGAGAUGGACAAGCAACUAAAGUCAUCUGAAGAUAGUUUAGAUUGGAGGAAUGUACAACCCAUGCAGAUUGCACUGUUGUGAUUCUAUGCCUGUUGACUGAUGGAGCUGUGCAUGCCCCAUUUCAGAUAAUCUCCAACCAAACAAACCAGACACGAAAAAUGUUGGUGAGGUGGGAUUUAACUAUACAUGCUGCACUCACUAAUCUAUUGGUGGAGCUUGAAAGGUUUGUGUCUCCUGCCGCUACAUGCGAUGCUUUGAGUUCUGGAACCUUCACUUGAUAUCUGAUGGUCCCAUGAACUUGACGGCAAAGAAAUCUCUCCAAGAAUUAUGGAAGAUCUCUGCUAUGUGGGAUCCUGAGGAACCUGGAGGACAGCAAAGAAACGUGGCGUGUUCGAGACGACCAUUUCAGUGAAUUAAUCCAUAAUUUUUGGUCCAGAAAACUGUACAUUGCUUCACAGACAUGCUCUCUUCAGACGGAGUUUGUGGUGGCUAGUAAAGCAAUCCAUUACCACCAUACACUGCAUUCAAUUGGAAGAAUUAGUUGCGAGUCCACCACAAUAAAAAAAAAAAAAUUUAUGUGCUGCUUCAAUCAUGGCUAUCCACUUCAUAAUGGAUGACAAUAUGCCAGAUAUUCAAUCGGAUUGCCACACUUGAUAUUGGCAAUCAUCAUUUAUAUUUCCUUUCUGUCAUGAUUUGAACAGGAUUUGUGGGUGCACCAUAACAGUUCUUGCUGCGGUGGACUAGCAGGUAAAAAAACCACACGUUACAGCCUUUGAUAGCCAGAAAUAUAGGGGGAAAAAUUGAACAACUUGCAAUUUUCUCAUCUCAACGGCCCACUUUUUUUCUUCUCUUUUGGCUCUUUCCCUUUGUUACUCCUAAAUAAAUCUCAUCAAUUCCCCAUUUCAUUUUCCGCGAGGAA